GGUCCGGCCAGUGUGGCCGAACCGUUGGCACGUGCGGCACUGCUGGGGAGGAGGGACCCAGGCCUUUAGUGGGACCAUGAGGUGCCCGCAGUGGAUUGCACGCAGGAGCUUUAGCCCCCUGAAAUUUUGUCUCUUCCGCGCCACGCAUUUGGCACUUAGCAAACAUGAACCUAUGGCGAUGCCGAGGCUGGCGAUACACAGGGAUGACAGGGGGCUGGCGUGACAGGCCUAUUCAAUCGCUAUCGUAUUAAUUAUGUUUUAAAGCUAGGAUCACGAUUUGUGGUGUCCUGUUUUAUGUUUUUUUUUGUGGUGCCUGAGUUUUUAGGAACGCCACUUGGUGAACGCUUAAUAUGGCAGCAUCAGGCACGGAUGUAAACAGUGCCCUAUCGUGCUGUAAUUAUUAUGCAAUAGCUUGGGUUGACAGGGUCUGGUAUGCGGGAGCAGGAGUGUGCAGAUAAUAGAAAGGUUAUUAUUAACUACCGCAUCAAGUCUUGCUUAUGAAAUUUUCUUCGGUUAUGUCCAUCAAAAUGUCUUGUGCGUCUUGUGAUAAUAAAUUGCAUGGGUUGUGUUUGACAGUUCAUGUUGUUUAGGGAAGUGUGAGGCCUAUGCCAUUGAAACUCAGAUUUUGGCCGUUAGUAAAAGGCUUUCCAUCCUAUUGUCCUAGUUAAGAGAUGCCUCUAUUCAUGUUGAGGGGGAUGGAACCCAAGUUAGGAGACUUAACCCCCUUUAUUGGAAGGAAAAGUACACCCCUGUGCUGGUCUAUGUUAUAUUCAACAGCCAUCUUAUCCUCCAAAAUCCUACUGUGGAGGUACUAUUAUGUGAUACUCACACUCUGUAAUGUCAUGUGAUAUGCAACACUGGGAUGAUAGCCUUAUGAGAAAACUUAUUAAAGGAAAAUGAUUUCAAUUACUUCUUGAUUGUAUGAAUUUGCUGUGCCUUUCCUUAUUUUUUCAUCAGUCCUUUAUUGAAUUGUUGUUUAACAAGAUGAUAAUUGUUUUACAAAAAACACAUCUGCAAACAAUGUACUGAUGUGUUCCUAUCUUGAAUUGUCAUGUAUGCUGACUUCUUCAUGUGUAGGAAGCAUCAACCCAGUAGGGAAAUGUUGAACAUUUAUUUAAUGUACUGCACAUGCUGGCACUUGGUAAAAUUCCACACAAUUUGGGGCUGCCACCCUCACCUAUCCUUGCCUGUGGCAGAAGUUGUGCCAGGAGGUACAACUGGUAUCAGGGAACCCAUCCAAAAUUGAGCAGAUGUGGUCUUCCCAAACACAGUUCCAUCUUGCCUUUCCACAGUUCUCUCGAAAAAGUAUCCUAAGUUACCAUUCUGUUCCCAAAAUGUUCUGAUAGGCCUUAUGAUGUGUACUGUGGCCUCAAGUACAGCUGCUACCAAUGGUGAUCGACAUCAAUGCCAGCAGCCCGUCCAUGACGCCACCGCACGCCGCUGAACGCCCGCUCAGUGCUGCCGCCUGGCGGCAGGAGGUAAAAGCCGUAGUCGCGGACAUCGCACCGCAGGUGGCGUCUGCAGCGCCGUCGUCGCUGCCGGCGGACGCGGGCGGCGCGCUCCUCAACAUCACCACGCUGGAGGGGCGGUGUGUGACCGUGCGUCUUUCGGCGGGCGGCUUCGCCGUCUGCGGCGAGGGGCACGACGCCGACGACGGCGGCGACGGUCGGCUCUUCGAGACGCCGUACGCGCUGUUGCACAGCGUUAGUCCCGGUUUCACGGCUGCCUUCGGCCUCCAGCUGGCCGAGCGGCUGGGCCGGCUCGGCGCCGCACCAGCGCCGUCCCAACAGGGCUCGGUGGAUGACCAGGAGGUUGCCGUGGACGGGAGUCGCGCGGUGACGGCACGUGCGACCGACGGCGCCCGGGCGGCAGCCGAGCACGCGCCGGACGGACUCGACGGCGCUGACGGACUGGACAGCGCUGGUCAGAGCCGAUGUGGCCGGUUGUGAUCUGAAGAAGCGAGCGAGAACUCGAGUGUUUAUGCGGCGUAGCGAUAUAGGCACGCACAUGUCAAUCUGGAUCAUGCUGCAUCGUUGUCAGCCCCCGACUGAACGGCACCGGGUGGCA
Molecule: messenger RNA, 2067 nt
Organism: Pollicipes pollicipes
Lineage: Eukaryota; Metazoa; Arthropoda; Thecostraca; Pollicipedomorpha; Pollicipedidae
Exons: 2
Coding region: 1389-1949 (186 amino acids)
Biological process (GO): regulation of canonical Wnt signaling pathway
Cellular component (GO): cytoplasm
Molecular function (GO): kinase regulator activity; protein kinase A binding
Source: RefSeq, a predicted model, not a curated record